Australozyma saopauloensis is the source of this 660-nucleotide messenger RNA. RefSeq names its product high-affinity Cu transporter (gene CTR1). The coding region runs from base 1 to 660 and encodes 219 amino acids. Gene Ontology annotation, molecular function: copper ion transmembrane transporter activity. The record is from RefSeq and is a predicted model, not a curated record. Gene Ontology annotation, biological process: copper ion transmembrane transport. Gene Ontology annotation, cellular component: plasma membrane. Lineage: Eukaryota; Fungi; Ascomycota; Pichiomycetes; Serinales; Metschnikowiaceae. The transcript has a single exon.
AUGAACAUGCAAAUGUCUUCGCUGCAGCCAAUGGCCUCCAUGACCAUGUCGUCUGCAAUGUCAUCCAUGGCAUCUAUGACGAUGUCCAUGGGUUCGAUGGCCACUGGAAUGUCACACGGUGGCCACGACCAUGGCGGAAGUAUGGAAAUGGCAGGUAUGAACAUGUACUUGACCACUAAGUUCAAGGCAUACCCAGUAUUAUUUUCAUCUCUUUCGGCAAAGACCAAGGGUGAAGCCUUCGGUAUCUUUGUGCUCAUUUUUGUCGUUUGUUUCGUUUCCAAGGGCUUGGAGUUCUUGAAAAAUUACUUGGAGAUCCGUGUGUGGAACAACCCCAACUACAAGACUGAAACUACGAUCAUUGAACAGUGUGAAUGCGAUGAGAAGGAUAUGGAUGGUAGUCUUGAGGCUCAACCUGCUACUGCUCGUAGAGUGUCCCACCUUCCCCUUGUGAAGGCCUUGUUCAGAGACUUUAUCCGUCUCUUAUUGUGCUUUCUUCCAGAGCUUUUGUCUUGGGCCAUGAUGUUGGUGGCCAUGUCCUUCGUGUUGACUUACUUCUUCGCUGUCGUUUUGGGAAUGUCUUUUGGCCGUUUCUUCUUCGAGAAUUUGAGCAACCGUUUGAACCUUCGUCCUGGCGGAAACAACUUCCAAGGCCACCAUUAG